Puccinia graminis f. sp. tritici CRL 75-36-700-3 is the source of this 1212-nucleotide messenger RNA. RefSeq lists its product as uncharacterized. The record is from RefSeq and is a predicted model, not a curated record. Bases 1 to 1212 code for a protein of 403 amino acids. The transcript has 4 exons. NCBI's taxonomy places the organism in Eukaryota, Fungi, Basidiomycota, Pucciniomycetes, Pucciniales, Pucciniaceae.
AUGAAUUUUCCAUUCGUCACCCUCUUGAUUUAUACCAUCAACAUCAACCUAAAAUAUACGAACGCGAGGGCGAUACUUCCCCGAGAUUACAGCUCAUCCUCCCCACUAUCCCCCGCCAGCUAUGACAAAGAAGACGGGAUGAAUGAGAAUUUGAACCGUCUAAACCUUGGCCCAACUUUCUCUGUUAGGCCUUCAAAAGACGCGGAAAAUCUGGAUUCAAUUCCUUCAUUAGACGCGGAUAAGGAGCAACAGUCCCAACGCAAAUCGAUCGUGCUUAGCUCUAGUUUGAACUUCUCGAUCCGAGUUGAGGAUGCAAGUAAGGAUCACAAUACUAUUCUCAUUCCCAUAGUCUUAUCUUUGCAGAAUCACGAGCCAGACGCAUCUGCAACCCCAAUCAUCUCCAAUUCUGAGCUCAAGCCAUCCAUCAUUCCUGGCGACGAAGAAUAUGCGAGUAGGAAUGACUCCAGUCUAAUGAUUUCGCAUUCAUCGGGAAGGGACUACUUCCUCGUCAGCCUUCUCUCACCAAACAUUUCGGAUGAGGGGACCCAUGCGCAUCCCACAAACUGGACGGUUUUAAUCAUUGCUCGACACAUAUCCAACCCCGAGACGCUCAAUUGGACGUGGAUUUUAGUCGGAAUCAUCGCGUUGAUCUGUAUACUGCUCGCCGCAAUUUGCCCGAUAAUCUUAGCCUACUGCGACUACUUCGGAGGCGGAAGAGACGACGAAGAAAACAUGGUGGUCGAUCUGAUCACGCCCUUUAGACACCAAGAUUACCCGUCCGAGAUCCAAAAAGAAGACACCGACUUCCGAUCCCUUGGUCCGGGCCGAGCCACUAAGGCUGAUAUGAGCAAACCUCUUAAACUGAAUCGCGGUCCUACUGCCGGCGAAUUCAAGAAUACUAAAAACAAGGAAAACUGCUUUGCUGAAAUCGAUCACGAUGGCGAUGGAAUCAGUCUCAAUGAUUUCAAGAUUUGUCAAGCCAGAAAAAUGAUUAACCUUCAACCCUUCAGACCAUCAGGCCACCAAUACAACGAUAAAAAUUCUUCAGACUCGCUCGGAUCUCCCACUGCUACAUCCACCUCUAGUUUUACUGCCAAUAGCCCAGUCUCUCCACUAACUACAAUCACUAGUCCAAAGAGUUUCCAAAGUCUCGCCUUUUCUGAUUAUCAUAGCCCACUUCCAAGCCUACCCAAAAAAUGUGUUACAACUUAA